This is a messenger RNA of Myotis daubentonii (Daubenton's bat), 748 nucleotides long. RefSeq names its product corticotropin-releasing hormone-like. Gene Ontology annotation, molecular function: corticotropin-releasing hormone activity. Gene Ontology annotation, biological process: negative regulation of epinephrine secretion; positive regulation of cortisol secretion; negative regulation of glucagon secretion. The record is from RefSeq and is a predicted model, not a curated record. Gene Ontology annotation, cellular component: extracellular region. Lineage: Eukaryota; Metazoa; Chordata; Mammalia; Chiroptera; Vespertilionidae.
CCAGUUUGUGUCUUGGAUUGAAUAAUGAAGUUAAGAUUCAUUUUCCAUGAGCCACCUCUAAACAUUGCCCUUGUGAAGUCCCUUGGUGCCACUUUGCUAAUGGAAGGAGCUCAAGUGCUUCUAACAUGAGACUGCCGCUGCUCGUGUCCGCGGGCGUCCUGCUCAUGGCUCUCCUGCCCUGCCCGCCAUGCAGGGCCCUCCUCAUCCGGGGGCCUGUCCCAGGCGCCCGACAGGCCCCACAACUUCCCCAACCCCUAGAUUUCUUCCAGCCGCCGCGGCGGCAGGUCCUUCCAGUUCAGCCGGUCCGGUUCACCACGGGGGAAGAAUACUUCUUCCGCCAAGGUAACCUCAACGAGAGCCCCGCUGCUCCCCUCUGGUCAGCCUCCUCGCCCCUCGCCCGCCGCAGCAGCAGCCACCUUUCUCCUCACAAGGUAGCCGCCAACUUUUUCCGCGCAUUGAGGCAGCUGCGAUCGCUUCCCCAGCGCCCUCUCAAUAGCCCUGCAAGUCCUGCUGAGCGUGGUGCCGAGAGCGCCCUCAGUGGUCGCCAGGAGUCCCUGGAAAGGGAGAGGCGAUCCAGGGAAACUACCACCUCGCUGGAUCUCACCUUCCACAUCCUCAGAGAAGUCUUGAAAAUGGCCAACGCGGAGAAGUUAGCACAGCAAGCUGAAAGCAACAGGAAACUGAUGGAGAUUGUUGGGAAAUGAAACGGUGCGUUUGGCCAAAGCGAUUCUGCAUUUAGCGCAAAAAU